UCGCUUUCAAUAUUAAUAUCAUACUUGCACGGGUACGAGGCCGAGUGCCCUCGGCGAUCAAUAAUGUUUUUACGUCUCAUCAAAGCUCAGACAUUAGAAAUUCGGGAUAUCUUCCCAUCACUGGCUUCCACGUCCGGCACCGCCACCACCCAUCAUGUUGCGGGCCCUAAAGACUAGGUUAGUCUGUAAACAAUGGACAGCUAGGUUCUGUCACUUACAUAUCGGCAAUGUUGGGGUCGCUCAUCAAAGAAGACAUGUCCGGCAUACCACCGCCGCGGCCAAAGUUCUCGGCCAUUUGUCUCAACUGGGGGUUGCUCAUGAGGUUGCUGAGCAUGUCGGGGUUGCUCAUCAGGUUCUGAGCCAUGCUCGAGAACAUGGGGUUGCUCAUGAUGGAUCCGAGAUCGGGCAUACCACCGCCGCCACCGCCACCACCACCGCCCAGCAUGCUAGCAAGGGAAGACAGAUCGGGCAUGCCGCCAGCACCACGGGAUGCUCCAGCGGCAUCAUCGACCUCAUCGGCAGGAGGCUCGGUGCUACGCUGGGCCUCCUCGAUCUUCUUCUUGGUGGUCUCAAGACCCCUCUUCAUAGCGUCACUACCACCGUUGCCCUCGGCCUCGAUACCCUUCUCGUACGCCUCCUUGGCACCGUGGUAAUCGGCCAAGUCGAAACGAGCCAGUCCCAGACGGCUCCAGGCCUUGGAGUACUUGGGGUCCACGGCGGUGGCAAGCUCGGCAUCCUCCGCCGCCUUCUCGUGCUGUCCGGCUGCGGAAUAGGCAGCAGCCCGGUUGGAGAGGUAGAUCGGGUUGGAGGGAGCAAUGGCCAGGGCCUGGGUGUACAGAUCGAUGGCAGCGGGAUAGUCCUUGCGAGCCAUGGCACCGUUGCCCUCAGACUUCAGCUUAUCAGACUCGGGCGUAGGGGCACCAGGCUGGGCCUUCUGUUCACCGGUCUUGGCAGAGUCGCCCGCGGGCUUGUUCCGCAGCUUCUCGUAGACACUGUAGAUGCUGGCCAGCGACUGUCCACCCAGAGCAUCCUUCAUAGCAGCCUCGUUCGACGGGUCGACCUUGAAGGUAUCGGCAAUGCAGGACUGGGCGAUCUCGAUGGAUUCGGCGUCAUCGGCGGUCAGGGUGCCAUCCUUCAAGCUGGCACCGAGGAAGUCGACGAUGGCGAGCGCCAGGCGCUUCUUGGACUCUGUGGGGGCCUAGAGAGUGGGAUGCAUUAGAAUCUGCGACCAUUGAACCGGUCGGGGUCUGCGCGAUAGAACAAUC
Messenger RNA from Aspergillus sclerotioniger CBS 115572, 1265 nucleotides. RefSeq lists its product as uncharacterized. The record is from RefSeq and is a predicted model, not a curated record. The transcript has a single exon. Bases 155 to 1219 code for a protein of 354 amino acids. Lineage: Eukaryota; Fungi; Ascomycota; Eurotiomycetes; Eurotiales; Aspergillaceae.